AUGAGAAUACAGCUGAAGCACAUUAUAAUAUUCGAAAUUUGGAAAUGGCACCCUGAUCGCUGUUUUUCUGCUUCUGGGAACCCAAAUUAUGUCGAGGAGGCAAAGAAAAAAUUUCAAGCUAUCCAGCAAGCCUAUUCUGUGCUCUCGGAUGCCAACAAAAGGUUUCUGUACGAUGUAGGAGUCUAUGACUGCGACGAUGAUGAUGACGAACACGGUAUGGGUGACUUCUUGAAUGAAAUGGCUGCAAUGAUGAGCCAGAAUAAUCUCAGUGAAAAUAAAAACGAGACUUUUGAAGAAUUGCAAGAGCUCUUUGAUGAGAUAUUCCACGGUGACACUGAGUUGUUUGGGUGUUCUACUCGUUCGGCUACACCUCCAACUCAGUUAUCUUCACAAGAUUCGUGCAACGAGCCUUCUUUUUCCAUCUCAAACAAGAGAAACUCGUGUGAUAUGAGCUCCACCAAUUUCGAUGUGGAAGGCAACCAGUUCCAAGGGUUCUGCUUUGGGACAAAUGGAAAUUCGGGAAAACACCGAGCUGGGGAGAGCAGCCGGAGAAAGAAUAGAAAGAUGGGCCAGCAGUAA
This is a messenger RNA of Striga hermonthica, 579 nucleotides long. The record is from the annotation of a GenBank genome assembly. Lineage: Eukaryota; Viridiplantae; Streptophyta; Magnoliopsida; Lamiales; Orobanchaceae.